Arvicanthis niloticus (Nile rat) is the source of this 1743-nucleotide messenger RNA. It is a transcript of the gene Ctdnep1, whose product is annotated as CTD nuclear envelope phosphatase 1. The record is from RefSeq and is a predicted model, not a curated record. Gene Ontology annotation, molecular function: phosphatase activity. Lineage: Eukaryota; Metazoa; Chordata; Mammalia; Rodentia; Muridae.
CGGGGCAGACCCCUAGCGCGCCUGCGCAGAGGGCCACCCUUCGCUUCCCCCUUCCCCUCCCAUCUCCCUCCCUCCCUUCUCCCUAGCCCCCUCCCCCACUGCCCCCUCCCCCAAUUCUCCAUCCCCUUCCCUCCUGGUCUCAGAGGACCCUGUCCUAGCCCGAUCUGUCUCGGCCUGCAGCCCAGGCGAAGUCGUCGGUGCCACUUCCCGCUCAUGUGGGCCCCCGCGGGCUGCCCACGCCAGUCCCCCAGUUCCCGGUUCCGCUGGGCUCUCCCUUCGCUGGGGGUGGCUUUCUGAGCCACCCACUCCGUGCUCAUCUCUGCAGCCUCUCCUGCCGCUCGGGGCCCCCGUUCCCCCUCCCUGCGGCGGGGGGCUGCCCCCGGGGGGCUGGCGGAGCUGGGCCGCGGGGGCCCCGGGGCCGGCGGUGCCGGGGUCAUCGGGAUGAUGCGGACGCAGUGUCUGCUGGGGCUGCGCACGUUCGUGGCCUUCGCCGCCAAGCUCUGGAGCUUCUUUAUUUACCUUUUGCGGAGGCAGAUCCGCACGGUAAUUCAGUAUCAAACUGUUCGAUAUGAUAUUCUUCCCUUGUCUCCUUUGUCCCGGAACCGACUAGCCCAGGUGAAGAGGAAGAUCCUGGUGCUGGAUCUGGAUGAAACCCUUAUUCACUCUCACCACGAUGGGGUCCUGAGGCCUACAGUGAGACCUGGAACACCUCCCGAUUUCAUCCUCAAGGUGGUAAUAGACAAACAUCCCGUCCGGUUUUUUGUACAUAAGAGACCCCAUGUGGAUUUCUUCUUAGAAGUGGUAAGCCAGUGGUAUGAGCUUGUGGUGUUUACAGCAAGCAUGGAAAUUUAUGGCUCUGCUGUGGCAGAUAAACUGGACAAUAGCAGAAGCAUUCUUAAGAGAAGAUACUACAGACAGCACUGCACUUUGGAGUUGGGCAGCUACAUCAAAGACCUCUCUGUGGUCCACAGUGACCUUUCCAGCAUCGUGAUCCUGGAUAACUCCCCCGGGGCUUACAGGAGCCACCCAGACAAUGCCAUCCCCAUCAAAUCCUGGUUCAGUGACCCCAGUGACACAGCCCUUCUCAACCUUCUCCCAAUGCUGGAUGCCCUCAGGUUCACUGCUGAUGUCCGAUCGGUGCUGAGCCGAAACCUUCACCAACAUAGGCUCUGGUGACAGCUGCUCCCCCUCCACCUGAGUUGGGGUGGAGGGGAAAGGGAGGGAGAGCUCCUGGGACAGCCAUCUGCUGCCCUGUCCAAUGUGAGGACUGCCUGGGCAGGGUCUGCCCCUCCCACCCCUCUGCCCUGGAGCCCUGCACUCCGUUUACGGAGUCUGGAUGGACACAUGGGCCGGACUGUGAAGCAGCCUCACUCUUUGUGUUCACACUCCGUGGAAAUGCCAGACUGGGACAGGCGAAGGCCUAGAGGAGCCGAAACCGUCUGGUGAAGAGGCAGGACUGGCCAGAGUAACAGACAUAUCCCAGAGGCUCAAAAGAAGCCAAUUCAACUUUGUUGUGAUUUGAUUUUUUAAAAACUCUUAUACAAAACUGAUCUGAUUCUUCACUCCUGCUCCAAGGGCUGGGCUGUGGGUGGGGACUGGGAUUUUGGGCCACUGGAUCCUUCCUCAGACUUGUCCCUCCCUUACUUUUCCUCAUUUUUUUUUUCUCUCCCCAAUCCUCCAUACCUGUAAUCAGCUCCUUUCUUCUUCCUCUUUUAAACCAUGCAUUAUAACUUUGAAACCAAA